Schistosoma intercalatum is the source of this 1974-nucleotide messenger RNA. NCBI's taxonomy places the organism in Eukaryota, Metazoa, Platyhelminthes, Trematoda, Strigeidida, Schistosomatidae. The record is from the annotation of a GenBank genome assembly.
GUUUCCGUACCAAAGAAGUCUGAACCCUCAAAGAUAUCUGAUUUAAUUGAUUUUUGCCCGACUCUUAAUUUGUAUUUAAAGCCCAUAGCUCGAGUGUGUAUUACAGUUCAGAUCCCUCUUCUUCAUGAUACAUCUGGCCAGUUAAAGUCGUUUACUACAUGGGAGAUCAUUGAAAAAAUUCGGCAACUAUGUCCUGGAAUUCUUGCACCAUCCACUGUUAUGAAAGUAGUCCACACUACAUUGGAAUUUGUUAGGUUCGCUGUUGACUUGGAAAACAAGACCGACGUCAGGCGCGUGGUUACAAGUUUGGAAAGUCAGUUUAUCAAGCUAAGUGGAUUUCCACAAAACCUUCGUGUUCGCGCAAGUGAAGCUCCAUAUGACUGUCCAAGACGUCAUGAUUGGGAAGCGUUUUUUCGUGAUGCUCAAAAUAUGGAUGAGACUAAAUCUGGUGAGAGGCCUGACACUCUUGUACUCACUGGUCUUCCUAUCAGAUGGUUUGCGAGUGGAUCACACAACAGACCACGAUUUCGCGUUAAUAGUGAUGACACUAACAGCAGCUAUUUAUCCCUUUUGGUUGACGAAGAAAAACCUGAUCCUUCGAUUGUAAAAGAAGCAUUUGAAGUAUUUGGAAAAAUUCGGGAGAUUGAUAUUCCAAUGUUAGAUCCUUCACAAAAUCCUGAUUGCUUGGAAGAUUAUAUAAAUAGCUAUGACACUUUAAAUAGUUCAUGUGAUACAUUAAAAACGGACACUUCAGUUAACAAACCCAUUGAAUAUUCUUUCCGUAACGGUUCUGGCUGUACAGAGGAAUAUAUCGGUGGGUUCGGAAAAAUUGGUCCGGAUACAAUUGGAAUUUUAAAUCCAACUGUACAACACAGUGUAAUUAAUUCGUCUUCAGCGGACUCUGACAAAUCAAAAGUAUCUCAUUUGAUGAAGUCGAGAAACUCCAAUAUAUUGACUAGUCCAACUAAUACAAGUGUUGGUAGUCCACUUACAUUCAUAGCAUAUGUACAAUAUAUGGAUUAUACUGGAUUUAGCCGUGCUAUGGACAUGCUGCGUGGUCAGAAACUUGUUUAUGCUCCAACUUAUCGAAGUCAGUCAUCAGCAUUGGCAGAUCAGAAUGAAAAGUUGUAUUAUGCAGCUGAAAUUAAGAUUGAUUUUGAUCGAACUAAACACUUAUCACCAGAUUCUAUUCAUGCAAGACAAAACAAACGAAAUCAACUACUGAUAGUUGCUGAACGUAGACGUGUUGAAGCAAGAACUAUAGCUGAAGCAGCGCGUGAACGUUUACGUCUUUUAGAAGAUUCAGAGCGUAAAGCCGUAGAACGACGUGAAGCAGAAGCAUUAGCUGCUGAAGCUGAGCGUAUGGCGAAACGUGCUGCACGAGAAGAAAGUAAACGACAAAUUGCAAUAGAUAGGUGUAAAACAAUUAAAGAAGAAUUACUUAAAAAGAAAAUAUCCCUUGAAGAAUACCGUCGUAUAGUGGCUAUACGUAAAGUGGAGGGUAUACGAUUAAUGACUUUUUUACUAGCAAAAAUACAGGCUCGUCAUGAUUUAAUCGUGGCUGCUAGACGUCUUGAUCGUAUUUCAAAAGCAGAAAAAGCUUUAGCCGAAGCAGAAGCUAAUGUCAAUGUUGCCUUAUCCAAUGCAUCACAUAAUAAUAAUAAUAUUCGAACAACACCAGCCAAAGCUGAUAAUCAGUUAGAGAUAUAUGGAGAAAAAGAUUCUAAUAAGAUCUGUUCACAAUCUGGUUUACCACCCCUAGUUAAUUCGUCUCCUGAAUCUGUUGAAGAUGAAGUAGGACAAAACUCACAGUUUCAACAAUUAUUAAAUAAACGUGAGGAGUUUCUACGAAAUAACUUAUUACGUAAACGAGCUGAGAUAUUACGAACACAAAUUUAUGAACGAUCAAUCAUGUACAAUCCAACUUUUCCUGGGUAUAGAGGACGCAUUCAACUAAAUCGAGAGAAAUACUGA